Messenger RNA from Cladophialophora carrionii CBS 160.54, 2199 nucleotides. RefSeq lists its product as uncharacterized. The record is from RefSeq and is a predicted model, not a curated record. The transcript has 2 exons. NCBI's taxonomy places the organism in Eukaryota, Fungi, Ascomycota, Eurotiomycetes, Chaetothyriales, Herpotrichiellaceae. Gene Ontology annotation, molecular function: RNA binding; transmembrane protein transporter activity. Gene Ontology annotation, cellular component: Sec62/Sec63 complex. Bases 1 to 2199 code for a protein of 732 amino acids. Gene Ontology annotation, biological process: SRP-dependent cotranslational protein targeting to membrane; post-translational protein targeting to endoplasmic reticulum membrane.
AUGUCUGACUACAACUACGAUGAGGGCGGGCAAUUCUUCCCGUUCUUUAUGCUGACCAUGGCCGGCCUGGUCACAGUCCCUCUCACCUACAACGUCCUCAAACCCUCGACAGACCUCGAACAGACGGCCUCCCGCAUAAAAUCAGACUUCCGACCCAAAAAUGUCGACCUUAUCGAGGCGCAGAGGAAGCGGCGGAAAAGACAAACCCGCAAGACGAAGAGACUCAUAGCCGUGGUGUUGGGCUACGCCUUCAUGGCCUAUAUGAUCUAUCUGAUUGCUGUCACUCAGAGGACAAUGCCGAAGAUGUGGGAUCCGUAUGAUAUCCUCGGGGUAUCGAGGAGUGCCUCGGAGAGGGACAUCGACAAGUUCUACAGGAAACUCUCUCUCAAAUACCACCCCGACAAAGCAAAGCCCGACACUUCAAAGAACGAAACUAUCGACGACGUGAACAGCCGCUGGAUCGAAAUGACAAAAGCCUACAAAGCGUUGACGGACGAAGACAUCAGGAACAACUAUCUGCUGUAUGGAAACCCUGAUGGAAGACAGUCGACCAGCAUUGGCAUCGCGCUACCCAAGUGGAUGGUCGAGGAAGGCAACCGCUGGUUCGUCGUUGCCUUUUACGGUAUCCUGCUUGGAAUCCUCCUCCCUUACACGCUCGGGAAAUGGUGGUACGGCACACAAGCUCUCACAAAAGACAAAGUCCUUCACGCCAGUGCAGGCAACCUGUUCCGCGAAUGGAAGGAAGACAUCUCUGAGGGCGGUGUCGUGGCGGCCACCAGCGUGGGUCAGGAAUUUACAGAGACCCUCAAGGGAGCAAGGAGUGAUGCCGGAGCCGCCAAAGUCGAAAGCAAAGUGCUCAAUAGCACCGUCCUGACAGAAGCAGACAAACUCCGCCUAAAGAGCAUCGACGACCCCGUGCGCCGGAAAACCCUUGCCCUACUAUGGGCCUACCUUGCACGCAUCGAUCUCGAAGACCCUGAGCUCGAAAAGGAGAAAUACGACGUCGCUCCCACGGCCCUGCUCCUCAACAACUCCUUCACAUCCAUAACGCUUCCCUUCGGGGCAGUAAAGCCCCUCCUAGCAUCCUACCACACCUCGCAGAAUAUCAUUCAAGCCGUCCCACCCAACGGUUCAGCGAUACUGCAACUCCCCAACUUCACGCCCGAAAUCGUCGACAAAAUCUCAAAAUCCUCCAAGCGUGCGCCCCUCACUUUCUCAAAAUUCAUGCAGCUGCCGCCCUCUACACGUCGCAGUCUAUGCUCAGAUCUCUCUGACGCGCAAUACAACCAGGCCAUGGGUGUUGCGUCGCAGAUCCCACGCCUCGUUGUUGCCAAAGCGUUUUUCAAAGUCGUCGGCGAACGUGUCGUUACCCCCGGCAGUCUCGUCCAACUGGUGAUCAAAGCCCGCGUCAUCCCACCAGGAACGCCCGCGAGUGAAAUACCCCCAAUCAACCCCCUCGACCUGGAAGACAUCGACCCCGACGAAGGCGACCUGGACGCCCUGCACGGUCGUAAGCCCGCGAAGAACAAGCGCCGCAAAUUGCCGGAUGGAAGCUACGUCGACGACGACGCGAAAGACGGCUCCGUCCAGCCUCCGCUGGCGCACGCUCCAUAUUUCGCAGCAGAGCACGCCCCGCGGUGGCACGUCUUCCUGGCUGAAAGCCGCAUGGACCGGAUCUCCGUCCCACCCUUUACAUUCACGUCCCUCAACCGUCCCAUCUUCACGACCGACCCGGCUACCGGGAGCGUGAAGCCCACAUUCAACGUCGUGACGUUGAAAUGCUCGUUCCAAGCACCCCCGCAGAUCCACGCCUUUCCGUUUGCCAUGCACUUGGUCUGCGACUCAUAUAUUGGUCUGGACGAAAAAGUCGACGUCGUCCUCGACGUGCGCGAUCCCAAGGAAGCAGAGCUGGUGGAGAGUGACGAGGAGAUCAGUGAGCCCGAUGAAGAUUCUCUGGCCGGCCAGUUCCAGGCAAUGAAAAGCGGCGGCAUGUCCGGAUCGCCUACGACGAAGCGCAAGCCCAAGAAGCGGACUCGCGCUCUCUCGCAUGCCGAGGCGCAGGACGGCAAGGGCGGCGUCCCCGUCGCCGUGGCAGGCAACGUCCUCGAGGAAAGCGACGACGAGAGCGACACCGAGGGAGACGACGACGACAGUGAUUCCUCAGAGACGGAUACCGAGACCGAGGACGAAGAUGCGUGA